GCGCUUUAGAAAAUCAACCAAACUUUUUGGUUGUGUGUAAAUAAUAUUUGUAAGGGUGUAUAACGACCCUGAAAUUUCUUGUGGUCAUUAAGAUAAAAAUUUUUUCCGAGUACACGAAGACGCCUCCAUCAUUCAUUGAAACCUUAAAUUUUCUCACGUAUCUAACACACGACAGUAUCCAAUUAUACAACAGGUUUAAAAAAUGUUCUCAACCGAGUUGACGAGCCGAUUUAUCGCCCUCGAGAGAAUCCACGCAACGUAUCUCCGGCACGCGAUCCUUUUCGAAAACCACCGCGUUGAAUCCCCGUAGUUUGAUGCACCGACAAAAAAAGCAAAUGAAAGCGUUUGAAACUGGGCCUAAAUUUCUCUUUGAUCGGGGUCAUCCCCGCACGGGUGUUGGGCCCAACCGGUGGUCACGUGCAACUCGUUUUCCACUCGGAGCCGGGAGCUUCGAAGGAGUCGCUUCGUGACAUAAGUCGUAGGAGCUGCAGUCCUUCGAGAGACGAGAUCCAAGUCGAGCGCGAGGUGCGUUCCGUUCUCCACGUUCUCCACGCCCAAGAACAAGUCCAUCGAUAGAGUGUACAAACGUUUUACAAGAAUGCGCGGCAUUGACCUCUUCGUCCUCACCGUGACGCUGGUCCUGCUGCAGGACGAGAAGAUCCUCGCGGAGGAAUCCAAGGCCACCGAUCGACUGGGCAACGAGUCAAAACCGUCCCUGUCGAAGCAAACCGCAGUCGCAGUUCCGGUCGAAACGUCGACCGCUGCUCAGGCCCAGGUCACAGCCACUAGAGAGGGGCCUUGCCACUGCGCCAACGGGGUCUGCGGGUGUUGUUCGAGGAUCCUUCUGAGCACUUUUCGCCAGAAGGCCUGCGUCAACGUCACUUACGAACCGGACGACUUCCGGUUCACCGCUAACGUCCUGAUGAACGACAGGGUCCUCUACACAAGAAGCGUUUCCGGCAAAAAUCCGCGACCCUUUUGCGUUCCGGUUCCUCGGAUUCCGAUCGUCAGGGCCUGCGUCAGAUUCUACAACAUAUACUUCCAGGGUCGAAAUGUCCACGCCUGCGUAAACAUGGAGGGAAAGUUUCAGGACACGACUCUCUUCAAGGUUGGUCUGGAUUGCCUGAGACUCGGAUCAAAAGGCGUUGCUGUGGUAAAACCUGAAGACGGCGGAGGAUUGGGCCUGGAAUUCUUGCCCGAAGACGACGACGACGACGACGACGACGACGAUGAUGACGAGGAAAACGACGAGUACGAGGGAAACGACGCGGGGGAUAACGACGACGAUGACGAAGACGAUGACGAUGAUUUAUUCGACUACUGAAA
Neodiprion fabricii is the source of this 1326-nucleotide messenger RNA. RefSeq lists its product as uncharacterized. The record is from RefSeq and is a predicted model, not a curated record. The transcript is spliced from 3 exons. NCBI's taxonomy places the organism in Eukaryota, Metazoa, Arthropoda, Insecta, Hymenoptera, Diprionidae. Bases 599 to 1324 code for a protein of 241 amino acids.